This is a messenger RNA of Apiotrichum porosum, 939 nucleotides long. RefSeq lists its product as uncharacterized. NCBI's taxonomy places the organism in Eukaryota, Fungi, Basidiomycota, Tremellomycetes, Trichosporonales, Trichosporonaceae. Bases 1 to 939 code for a protein of 312 amino acids. The record is from RefSeq and is a predicted model, not a curated record. The transcript has 7 exons.
AUGACCCUCGCACCAGACGCCACUGAGCUUGCGCGCCGCCUCGUCGGUUCAGUCCUCAUCGUCGGACUGAAUGAUCAUGGUCUGCAGGUGGCCAAAGAAUUGAGAAAGGACGGUGUCCGGAAACUCAAGCUGCUAGACGGCAACAGGACGCUGCUGGAUCGUGCACGGAAAGAGCUCGAUGACAGGGGCAAGGACGACUGGCACUCCCUCGACUUCAUUCACGAAGACCCUGCAACGUUGAGCGAGCGCGAUCCUAGUGUGCUCGCCGCUCCCGACGUCAUUAUCACCUCUGACCAGACCUCAUACUUUGAAGUGGAUCUGGACACAUGUCGCUGGCAAAAGGGACACGAGCCCUUUGUGCUCUCACGGUGCUCCGGGUUUUCAUGCAAGGUGCAAUCAGUGUAUCGCCACAUUGUGGUCUUCUUUGGAGAGAGUAUACAUCGCGGCCCCCUUUCCUGGACGGCUGAGAGGAGGAUGUGGGUCUCGCAGAUCAUGAUCGAGCGCCUGCCGGUCACGUUCCUCCCGGUCUACCUUGCAGGCUCAGCAGUUGGGUCGGUCCUCGACAAGAUCCCACCUUCUAAACGGAAAUCAUCUUCGCUCACCAGCCAUCAGCGCGUGUCCCAAGCCAAAACGGCGUGCGAGGGACUGGCCAAGCAACGCGGAAUUAACAAGCCGGUGCUUCGAGAAGCUCUCGACAUUGUCCAAGUCAUGUGUGCUGGCGGGUAUACUGCCGAGCCACGAGUCGUGCAAAUCAUGGCGCAGCUCGUCGCGUAUGAGGCACUGGCGUUUCGCCAAGUGGGGGCCUUUGUCUGCCUGUUCGGUUUCAGCCUGUACGCGUACGAGGCGUACCACCACCCACCAAAGUUUGUCACCAAGGCGUUGAAUCGCGAGCUGGACCAGAUCGAGAAGGAGGACAAGGAAGGGAAUACUGCUGUAUAA